Messenger RNA from Blumeria graminis f. sp. triticale, 768 nucleotides. NCBI's taxonomy places the organism in Eukaryota, Fungi, Ascomycota, Leotiomycetes, Helotiales, Erysiphaceae. The record is from the annotation of a GenBank genome assembly.
AUGGAGAUUCUUUCGACCAUCCUUGUAGCCACAGCCGUAUGCUCGAUUACAACAGUAAUUAUUUAUCGUAUCCGGGCUAUAACCACAAACCAGCUCUCAAUUAACUCUUGCGAAAAGUCUAAGAAAUGCCACUUGCAUCUGGUAGGCAUACUUGGAUCAGGUGGACAUUCAUCAGAGAUGGUAUCUCUUCUUCGGGACAUUGAUCCAGCAAGAUACACCCACCGAUCUUACAUUGCAUCCUCAGGAGAUAGUUUUGCAUAUAGUAAAGCACUUGAAAUAGAAACAUAUAUUCAGUCAAAGUUUAGACCGUCAGGACCCACAACACCUCAGACUUGGGACCCUCUGACAGGAAUUUGGGAUCUUCGGAUAGUUCCACGAGCAAGGAAAAUACACCAGCCUCUGGUCACCACAAUGUUUUCGUCACUAUUGUGCGCUAUUGGGUGUUUGAAGGAACUACGAUCAAUAAAAAAGGCCUCGAGAGCAACCUCCAGUGGAUAUCCAGAUGUAAUAAUUUCCAACGGUCCAGCAACUGCCGUAAUAUUUAUUCUGGUGGCAGCGCUAAUGCGAGUCUCGGGCAUGUCCCCACUGAGGAAAAUGAAGACAAUUUACGUCGAGAGCUGGGCAAGGGUUGAUAGCCUUAGCUUAAGCGGAAGAUUUCUACUAAGUCUUGGGAUCUGUGACAGGUUCCUAGUACAAUGGGAGUCUCUUGCUCGAAAAAUCAAUAAGAAAGGCAAAAAAGUUCAAUGGGCUGGGUUUCUUGUGGAAUGA